ACUGCAAUAGCCAGAUUCAUACAGGGAUCAGGGAUGAUGAGGACAGCGUCACUAUGGGGGAUUCUUGUUCUACUUUGUCAGCAGGUGCUUGUGAGAUCCCAUGUGGUGGGCCGGACUUACUCAGCUAAUGACCUGGCCCAGCUAAAGAAUCUACUUGAGCGCUUUGAGGAGACCAUGGUGGCUGUGGUCCAAGCAGAGGACCCUGUACCAGACUAUGAGGAGACAAACCCCAACCCUGAGCAGAGACAGACUAACCUGGGAUGGGACAGGACUCCAGAAGAGCCUAACCCCCCUCCAUUAGAGCCCAGGGAACCAGACGAAGGCCACAGUCGAACGCAAAGCCAGAAGAGUCGUUUGCAGGACCUACUCAUGGCCACGAGGAGUAAGCUGUCCGGGUGCUUUGGGGGAAGGCUGGACCGCAUCGGGACCUCCAGUGGUCUGGGCUGCAAUGUUAGAACAGGAUAGAAUGACCAGGAAAGGUUCUCAGGAUACAACGUCAUCUUGAGGAAAAUAAAACCUUUGGGUAAAACUACUGUUCCACUGCUCAGUUCGAUUCAGAAUCAACCUUGCAUUUUUUAGGGGUUGAGGUUUGGAGAGCAAUCCUACAACCAAUAGAAGUUCAACAAGCUGGCUCAAGUGACUCAUUUAGUUGUUUUGAAUAUCUGUGUGAACGUCAGCAUAGUACAUUUGUAUUAGCAGUCAGCAUGAAAGCCUUGGCAGGGCUGGGACAAUUCUAUAUUAAUGCAGUGUUCCAUUGGAUCUUCCCGACCAUACGGGAGGAUCUCACCAAAUGACUAUGGCAGUGCAGAGGGUCCUUGUUACGAUCUGUAACACCUCUUCGGGGUGUGUCUCAGUGAGCUAAUAAACUGUUAACACACUGUCACUUCAGGAAGUCCUCAAAUGAUUCAUGUUGCCUAUUAGGUAGAUAGUGGCCUCCUCCCUUUAUGGAAGUUACUUGAGACAAUCCGCUAACACUUACACUAUUUUGGUGAGCUAUCCUUACUUUACUUAGAUUGGGUAAAGAAGGCGGAAGUAUCUAUCUAUUCUCACUUCUAGUUAGUGUCACGUACCUUAAGCACAAGUGCUAGGUUUCAUCUUCUAAAUAACGAAGUAGAAUGUGUAUUUGUGAUGUAAUUUAUGGUUUGUGAUAGCUACACAGCUACUAAAUGGAUGUAUUAGUCCAUUUGAGUUUGGAGAUGGAAUUAUCUUCAGACUUAAGUUUGAACAGAGCUACAAAAUAACCCUGUCAUUGUGUGUUCUAACAACGGAUUAGAGAAGAGAACAAGAUUUGUCAACGUAGAUAAUAAAGUGUUUUCAUUCCGUC
This is a messenger RNA of Hypomesus transpacificus, 1324 nucleotides long. It is a transcript of the gene nppa, whose product is annotated as natriuretic peptide A. Lineage: Eukaryota; Metazoa; Chordata; Actinopteri; Osmeriformes; Osmeridae. Gene Ontology annotation, biological process: negative regulation of systemic arterial blood pressure; neuropeptide signaling pathway; receptor guanylyl cyclase signaling pathway. Gene Ontology annotation, molecular function: hormone activity; hormone receptor binding. The record is from RefSeq and is a predicted model, not a curated record. The transcript is spliced from 3 exons. Gene Ontology annotation, cellular component: extracellular region; cytoplasm; nucleus. The coding region runs from base 34 to 465 and encodes 143 amino acids.